Molecule: messenger RNA, 1226 nt
Organism: Hypanus sabinus (Atlantic stingray)
Lineage: Eukaryota; Metazoa; Chordata; Chondrichthyes; Myliobatiformes; Dasyatidae
Product: N-acylglucosamine 2-epimerase-like
Exons: 4
Biological process (GO): carbohydrate metabolic process; N-acetylmannosamine metabolic process; N-acetylglucosamine metabolic process
Molecular function (GO): N-acylglucosamine 2-epimerase activity; peptidase inhibitor activity
Source: RefSeq, a predicted model, not a curated record
GGAUGUCGCGGAGGAGCUCGAACGUUUCCGGGAUAAGAUCCGCAAGGAGCUCGACCGGACCGUCGACUUCUGGCUGAAGUUUUCCCACGACCAGGAGUUCGGGGGCUUUUUCACGUGUCUGAGUCGCGAUGGUUCCGUCUACGAUGAGUUAAAGUACAUCUGGCUGCAGGGAAGACAGGUCUGGACUUACUGCCGGCUCUACCGGAAAGUUCCUCGCUUUCACCGACAGGAGUUGCUGGAUGCAGCGGCAGCUGGCGGGGAGUUCCUGAUACGCCACUCGGCGGCCUUUGGCGAGGGCCGGAAGCGGGCGUUCUGCAUCAGCCGGGACGGACGAGCGGUCAAGGUCCAGCGAACCAUCUUCAGUGAGUGCUUCUACGUGCUGGCUAUGGACGAGCUGUGGAGGGCCACCGGGCAGGACCGGUUCCAGGUAUGCACGAUGGAAUCGAUGGCCUUGUCGCAAAGUUUGCAGACGGGAUGAGCUUAGGUGGAGGGGCCGGGAGUGUUGAGGAAGUAGAGAGGCUGCAGAAAGACUUAGACAGAUUAGGAGAAUGGGCAGAGAAAUGGCUGAUAGAAUACAGUGUUGGGAAGUGUAUGGUUAGUCACCUUAGUAGAAAAGAUGAAAUGGUUGUCUGGUUUCUAAGUGGAAAGAACAUACAAAAUACUGAGGUGCAAAGGGACUUGGGAGUCCUUGUGCAGGAUUCCCUAAUUCUUAGGUUGUGUCUGUGGUGAGGAAGGCGAAUCUGAUGUUAGCACUCAUUUCGAUAGGACUAGAAUAUGAAAAUAAGGAUGUAAUGUUGAGACUUUAUACGGCCUCACUUGGAGAAUUAUGAACGGAUUUGGGCCCCUUAUCUUAGAAAGGAUGUGCUGACACUGGAGAGGGUUCAAAGGAGGUUCACGAAAAUGAUUCCAGGAUUAAAGGGCUAAAGGCUCUGGGCCUGUAUUCGCUAGGCCUCAGAAGAAUGAGGGUGCCCUCAUUGAAGCCUGUCGAAUGGUGAAAGACCUGAUAGAGUGAAGAGGAUGUUUCCCAUGGAGGGAGAGUCUGAGACCAGCAGACACAACCUCAGACUAGAGGGGUGUCCUUUUAGAAUGGAGAUGAGGAGAAAUUUCUUCAGUCGGAGAGUGGUGAAUCUGUGGAAUUUGUUGCCACAGGCAGCUGUGGGGGUAAGUUUUUUCCUGUAUUUAAGGCAGAGAUUGAUGGACUCUGGAUUAGUCAGGGCAUGAAGGAA